Molecule: messenger RNA, 2127 nt
Organism: Prorocentrum cordatum
Lineage: Eukaryota; Dinophyceae; Prorocentrales; Prorocentraceae
Source: the annotation of a GenBank genome assembly
AUGGGCAUGGCGCCGGGCCGCCGCCGCCCCUGGCGGGCGAGGGCGCUGGCGGCGUGCCUCGCCUGCGCCUCCCGCGCCGGGCGGGCGCUGCACCUCGAGGCGCCCGCCGCGCCCGCGCUGGGCACCGCGAGGCUGCGCCCAGACGGCGCCUACGCGCUCGCGCCGGACGAGCCGAUCGAGUUCACCUUCGAGCCCCAGGCCGAGGCCCGCGGGGUCGGCCUGCAGGGCCUGCGCCUGUUGGUUUGGGACGAGGCCGGCGGGGUGGCGUUCGACAGCGGCGAGGUGGCCACGGGCGAGCCGCGCGCGCUCGCGCUGCUGGAGCCCGGAGCGUACACGUGGGGCGUGCGGUGGCGGGCCAGCUCCGGAGAGGUUGCGCCGCUGGCCACGUCGGGGCUGCGAGUGGCCGUGCGCGACGGGGACUGGCGCGGCGUGCCGUGGCUGGGUUGCCCCGGCUACGACAGGUUCGCGGCGGAGGCCGACGGCCUGCGCGGCCGCGUCUCCGUCCUCGUUGCGAUCCCGAGCUUCGGCUACGUCACGGUGAACGGCAGGCCGCUCUCACAGGACCUCCUCUCGCCCUCGGGCUGGACGAACACGGGGAAGCGGGUGCUGUUCCGCACGUACGAUGCCACCGAGCUGCUCAACUCCACGGGCGGCGCUCGCAUCGCCGUGCAUCUCGGGGGCGGCUACCGCGAAGACCCCCGCCAUCUGCUGCCCGACCACCGCAACGACGCAAACCGGGCCGCAAGGGCGUCCCACGAUGAGGCGCCCCUGGUGCUCCGGCUGCAGCUCCGCUCCAGCGACGGCAUCCGACUCCACUCGGGAAGCCCCGGGUGGGUGAAGAGCCGCGCGGACCCCGACGCAAACAACUCUUUGUACUCAGGCGAGUCCACUGGCACCAGAGGCCCCGUCUGGGAGCCCGUCGACGAGGCUCAGGAUGUGGGCGGCGGCCCGUCAGGACGCAUGGUCGCAGCGGCGUUCCCGGCCGUGCGGGCCACUCGCGUGGACAGCCCCGUUCGCAUAUGGAGGGAGGGCAGGGUCCAGGUUGUGGACUUCGGGUCCAACGUGGCCGGCGUCUGUCGCGUGUCGGUGCCGGCGGGCACGCCCGGGCUGCCCGCGACGCUGCACAUGAGGCACGGGGAGGUACUGCAGCACGCCGGCACGCCGAGGGCCAGGUGGGAGCGCGGAGGCCCGAACCCCAGGCGGGUCUACUUCACCAACCUGCGGGACGCGCAGGCCCGCGACCGCAUCCACGUCCCCGCGGAGGGCGUCGCGGGCGCGUUCCCGCGCUUCACCUACCACGGCUUCCGCUACGUCGAGGCGUACGGCUUCCCCGCGGACCUCUCGGAGGUGACCUUCGAGCGGCUGGUCGUCGGCACGGCGGUGGAGACCAAAACCGAGGCCAGCUUCACCGACGAGGUGCUGCAGGCGAUCCACCGCGGCGCCGUCGGCAGCCAGCGCUCCCACCUCACGGGCCGGGUGGUGACCGACUGCCCGCAGCGGGACGAGCGCCUGGGCUGGCUCGGCGACGCGGGGCUGUCCGCGCAGCCGAUGAUGCAGCACUUCUGGAAGGAGUGGCCGCCGCCUUCGUGGACUCUAUCGCGGACGAGCUCGGCGAGGACGGCUCGUUGCCGGACGUGGUGCCUUUCCAGCGGCAGGGAGCGCGGCCCGCGGACCCCACGUGGAGCGCGGCGUUCGUGGAGCUGCUGCGGGUGCUCCACCAGGACCCAGACCCGGACAUGCUCGUGUCCAGAAAGUUCACGCUCGUGGAGAUUGUUAUUUGCCUUCCUCCUCCCCAGACAAGCUCGCGUCGGGACCAAAAACAGGACGGGAGUCUGUUGGCGUUGUUCGACCUCCAGGCGCCCACCGUGCAAGGAAACCCCGGGUGGAAAACCGGCCCCGGGGAAGGGGUCGGGAUCUUUGGGUGUUGGAAUAGUCAGGACAUCGCAUGUCCGCGGACCAUUCAAGGGUGAACGAUCCACGCGGCGCUUGAGCCACCACGCCGGCACAGGCGUGCUUCUUGGAUCGGCGCUGUUUCUCGCUCCCCUCACCCCCACGCAUCCUUGGUAAGCUCAAGAAUACCGUGGCAAAUUGAGACGUUCCCCUGCGGCACCAGGGAAUGGUUGGCGG